Molecule: messenger RNA, 819 nt
Organism: Arachis stenosperma
Lineage: Eukaryota; Viridiplantae; Streptophyta; Magnoliopsida; Fabales; Fabaceae
Product: tetraspanin-8-like
Exons: 2
Coding region: 1-819 (272 amino acids)
Biological process (GO): auxin-activated signaling pathway
Cellular component (GO): plasma membrane; plasmodesma
Source: RefSeq, a predicted model, not a curated record
AUGGUUCGGUGCAGCAAUAUCGUGAUCGGAAUUCUAAACCUCUUCACCCUGAUCCUCUCGAUCCCAAUCCUGCUCGCCGGCGUGGCCAUGCAGAAGCAGGCGGCGACGGAGUGCGAGAGGUGGCUAGACUUUCCCUUCAUGGUGGUUGGCAUAUUUCUGCUGGUUGUGUCACUUGCCGGACUCAUUGGAGCAUGUUGUCGCUCUACGUGCCUCUUAUGGCUCUACCUCUUCGUCAUGUUCCUCUUCAUCGUCUCCCUCUUCGUCUUCACCGUCUUCGCCUUCGUCGUCACCCAUAAGAAUGUCAGUGAAGCCAUCUCCAAUAAAGGGAUCGAUGACUAUAAGCUUGGAGAUUAUUCCAAAUGGCUCCAAAGGAAGGUCAACGACACAAAGACAUGGAACAAAAUUAAGAGCUGUUUGCAAACUGGGAAAGUUUGCUCAAAUAAUAAUUACCGUCACAAGUUUUUGGACAACGCUUUCAAAUCUGUCGUUGAUGAAAAACACACACCAGCAGUUGAGCGUGGAUGUUGUAAGCCACCAAAUGAGUGUAAUUUUGUGAAUGAAAGUCCGAAUGUUUGGACGAAGCCAGAAAAUGGAACUUAUAACAAUCCUGACUGUGAUCGAUGGAGUAAUGACGAAAACACUUUAUGCUACGAUUGUCAAUCUUGCAAGGUUGGAUUACUAGAAGAUCUUAAAUAUGACUGGAAGAGAUUAGCCAUUGCCAACAUGAUACUCGUCGUCAUCUUAACCUUUAUCUACUCAAUUGGUUGCUGUGCAUUUAGAAAUAACCGAAGAAACAAUUAUUAUAGAAAAUAUCGCUAA